Fonsecaea erecta is the source of this 1248-nucleotide messenger RNA. RefSeq lists its product as hypothetical. The record is from RefSeq and is a predicted model, not a curated record. Lineage: Eukaryota; Fungi; Ascomycota; Eurotiomycetes; Chaetothyriales; Herpotrichiellaceae. The transcript is spliced from 3 exons. The coding region runs from base 1 to 1248 and encodes 415 amino acids.
AUGUCUACAUCCAGGAAAUCCGAGAAGUCUGCUGCAAGUGUCCAUGACACGAAUUACCGACAGUGGUUGCGCUAUCGCAAUAUUUACGUCAACCGUGGAGCCCCUCCACCAGAAUUAAUGCGACGGGCAGAGAGAAUAAUAUCACGCUCACGAACAUCCCCCGACAUGGAUGACGAAGCAGUCCAACAGGUGAUCAGAACAAGUCGAAUGAUUGAAGACGAGGUUGAGGAAGUCAUCUUACAGCAGUUGGCCCCCGAUGUCAUUCCCGCUAUGAAGACGCUUCCUGAUGGGCGAUUGGCAUCGAAUGCCAGCCAACUAUGGUGCAAUUGUGUCCCCAUCCCGCUCAAGCCCUCUAUCCUUACGGACCCACUCCCCUUACCCAGGCCCAAACCAGACCGGAUUUUUGGGUAUUCCGAGGAAGCCUUCACUGAGAGCCAGUUGGGGACAAUUGAUCUACUUGUCGACGACUAUUUCGGCCGAAGCUAUGCUAUUCCGGACCAGAAGAUUCGAUUUCCUUUCCUAGAAAUCGAUGUCAUGUCGCAGGCCAAAAAUGGAACUCACUAUAUUGUAACAAAUCAGGCCGCUGGUGCUGGUGCUAUCGCAUUGAACGGCAAUCUAGAACUGAUGCGGCGCAGCUCCGGACUGGAAAAAUUCGAUUACGAAGAACCACUAUAUUUCUCCAUUACUGAAGGACGCCAUAGCUUUCAUGUCGCAGGACUAUCAAAACAUCUUCUGGACGAUGCAAAUGGUAUUCGAGCGCUUUCUCGGGCAAUCAAGAACAUUCUUGACAACGGUACCGACGUCCGGCUGCGAGCACUCUGUGUGGCACUGGAUGCAUACCGCGAGACAGUCAUUCGCGACAGAAACGCAGCUAGGCAGCGGCCCAAAAGUGGAGCACGCGCGCCUAGACCUCAUUUGGCAGACGGCGCAUCUCACUUGGAAGCCGUUGGAAUCAGCCGAACUCCAAUUAACCCUGCACCGACUUUGCCUAGCGGACAGCGAGCCAGAAGAGGAGUAUCUACGCCUGAAGUUCAUGCGGGAGCGGUUACACCAUACGAAGAAGUCAGAACCAGUCGACCACCAGUCGAACCCAUUCGACCUAUGCACACUGAGCAGCGGCCCCAACGCGCAGGGACAGCCAAACGUCGUCCGGCGCAGAAUCCGGUCGACAUUCCCGCCAAGUCGACACCAAACGCGGCCCAAAGGCUAUGGAGUACGACUAAAUGGUUAUAUUUUGGCAUCGGGUGA